Messenger RNA from Pipistrellus nathusii (Nathusius's pipistrelle), 2865 nucleotides. The record is from the annotation of a GenBank genome assembly. NCBI's taxonomy places the organism in Eukaryota, Metazoa, Chordata, Mammalia, Chiroptera, Vespertilionidae.
AUGGUUAAUUCACACAGAAAGCGAAUAUUUAAUGUUUACCUAGGAUUUUACUGUACAGCAAUCAUCUUACCUAAAAUAUGCAUUUGUUCUCGGUUCUCAAUGCCAUCUAGUGAUCAGUUCAAUCAUGACCUUGGGGCUUUCCCGGCGGCCACCAAUGGGGAACCAUUUCCUUGGCAUGAGCUAAGGCUCCCCAACAUGGCCAUUCCCCUCCACUAUGACCUUUUAGUUCAUCCAAAUCUCACCUCCCUGGACUUCGUUGCAUCUGAGAAGAUUGAAGUCUUAGCCAGAGUUGCCACCCAAUUUAUCAUCUUACACAGCAAAGAUCUUGAAAUCAUGAAUGUCACCCUUCAUUCAGAAGAAGAUUUGAGAUACAGGAAACCAGGGAGAAAGCUGGAUGUUCUGAGUUAUCCUGCUCAUGAGCAAAUUGCUCUGCUGGUUCCAGAGAAACUCACGGCUGACCUGAAAUACUAUGUGGCCAUUGACUUCCAGGGCAAGUUAGCUGAUGGCUUUGAAGGGUUUUAUAAAAGCACGUACAGAACUCUUGGUGGUGAAACAAGAACUAUCGCAGUAACAGAUUUUGAGCCAACUGAGGCACGCGUGGCUUUCCCUUGCUUUGAUGAACCACUGUUCAAAGCCAACUUUUCAAUCAAGAUAAGAAGAGAGAGCAGACACAUCGCACUAUCCAACAUGCCAAAGGUUAAGACAAUUGAACUUGAAGGAGGCCUCUUGGAAGAUCAUUUUGAAACUACUGUAAAAAUGAGUACAUACCUUGUAGCCUACAUAGUUUGUGAUUUCAAGUCUGUGAGUGGAACCUCCUCCUCAGGGGUCAAGGUGUCCAUUUAUGCAUCCCCAGACAAAUGGAAUCAAACUCAUUAUGCUUUGGAGGCAUCAUUGAAGCUACUUGAUUUUUAUGAAAGUUACUUUGAUAUCAACUAUCCACUCCCCAAACUGGAUCUAAUUGCUAUUCCUGACUUUGGAGCCGGAGCCAUGGAAAAUUGGGGCCUCAUCACAUAUAGAGAGACAUCACUGCUCUUUGAUCCAAAGACCUCUUCUGCUUUUGAUAAACUGUGGGUCACCAGAGUCAUAGCCCAUGAAUUAGCACACCAGUGGUUUGGCAACCUGGUUACCAUGGAAUGGUGGAAUGACAUUUGGCUCAAUGAAGGCUUUGCAAACUACAUGGAACUUGUCUCUCUUAAUGCUACAUAUCCAGAGCUACAAUUCGAUGACUAUUUUUUGGAAGUGUGUUUUGAAGUAAUUAAAAGAGAUUCACUAAAUGCAUCCCAUCCUAUCUCCAAUCAAGCGAAAACUCCUACUCAAAUACAGGAAAUGUUUGAUACAAUUUCCUACAACAAGGGAGCUUGUAUUUUAAAUAUGCUCAAGGAUUUCUUGAGUGAGGAGAAAUUUCGGAAAGGAAUUAUUCACUACUUAAAGAAGUUCAGCUAUCAAAAUGCUAAGAAUGAUGAUUUGUGGAGCAGCAUGUCAAAUGGUUGUUUAGAAGGUGAUUUUACAUCUGGUGGAUUUUGUUAUUCUGAUUCCAAGAGGAUAAGCAGCACACUCCUCUUUCAGGGGGAAGAUGAGGAGGUCAGAGAGAUGAUGGCUACGUGGACCCUGCAGAAAGGAAUCCCGCUCGUGGUGGUGGAGCGAGAAGGACGUUCACUCAGGCUGCGACAGGAGCGCUUCCUGAGCGGGGUGUUCAGAGAGGACCCAGCCUGGAGGGCCCUGCAGGAAAGGUACCUUUGGCACAUCCCAUUGACCUACUCCACGAGUUCCUCUGAUGUGAUUCACAGACACAUUUUAAAAUCAAAGACAGAAAUUCUGGACUUACCUGAAAGUACCAGCUGGGUGAAAUUCAAUGUGAACUCAAAUGGCUACUAUAUUGUUCAUUAUGAGGGGCAUGGAUGGGACCAACUCAUUCAACAGCUGAAUCAGAACCAUACACUUUUCAGACCCAAGGACAGAACAGGUCUGAUCCACGAUGCGUUUCAGCUAGUAAGUGCAGGAAGGUUGACCCUAGACAAAGCUCUCGACCUGACCCGCUAUCUCCAACAUGAAACAAGCAGCCUUGCCCUGCUCAAAGGUCUGGAAUACUUAGAAUUGUUUUACCACAUGAUGGACAGACGCAAUAUCUCAGAUGUCUCUGAAAACCUCAAGCAUUACCUUCUCCAGUAUUUCAAGCCAGUGAUUGACACGCAAAGCUGGAGCGACGAGGGCUCCGUCUGGGACAGGAUGCUUCGCUCCGCCCUGCUGAAGCUGGCGUGUGACCUGACCCAUGCUCCUUGCAUUCAGAAGGCAACUGACCUCUUCUCUCAGUGGAUGGAAUCCAGCGGGAAAUUAAAUAUCCCAACAGAUGUUUUAAAGAUUGUGUAUUCCGUGGGUGCUCAGACAACAGAAGGAUGGAAUUACCUUUUGGAGCAAUAUAAACUGUCAAUGUCAGGUGCUGAAAAAAACAAAAUUCUGUAUGCAUUGUCAACCAGCAAACACCAGGAAAAGUUAAUGAAAUUAAUUGAACUAGGAAUGGAAGGAAAGAUUAUCAAGACACAGGACUUAGCAUCUCUUCUUCAUGCAAUUGCUAGAAAUCCAAAGGGACAGCAAUUAGCCUGGAAUUUUGUAAGAGAAAAUUGGACCCAUCUCCUUAAAAAAUUUGGCUUGGGCUCAUUUGAUAUGAGAAUAAUCAUCUCUGGCACAACAUCUCACUUUUCUUCCAAGGAUGAGUUACAAGAGGUGAAACUGUUCUUUGAUUCUCUUAAAGCUCAAGGAUUACAUCUGGAUAUUUUUCAAAUUGUUCUGGAAACCAUAUCCAAAAAUAUUAAGUGGCUGGAGAAGAAUCUUCCCACUCUAAGGACUUGGCUACUGGCUAGGAUGUAA